ACAGCGCCAUUACGGAAGAGUGACGUCUGAAGGAGACGUGCAACAGUCGUGUAUCAUCAUCAACUGCGCCGGGAGCAUCCAUCGAGCUGUGAGCUGCUCCACAUCGCUUACUCGCUAAUAGCAUAUCAGUGCAUUUUAGAAGCAGUCUGCUAUUAUUAUUGUAUAACUAGGUCACAGUUGUAUUUUUUAACUAUAACCUUUCAGGCGAGUCGCACAGUAGUGGAGUCUGCUCACUUCAAUUGAUGAGCAACAUGUGCGACGACAGGAUCAUCGUUCAUUCAUCUGAAGCCACAAUUCCAUCCCUGCUGAAACGCUUGUCGGCUAUUGAACCAGAACGACCAGCAUACAUCUUUGUUGGGAAAAAUAUGAGAACUGUUCUCAGUCGAAAAAAUGUUUAUAUGCAGUCUGGAAAAAUGGCAGCGAAGUUGCGCCGACUUGGUGUAUGCAGAGGAGAUGUUGUUGCCAACAUGUUGUCGACUAGCCCCGACAGGCUUAUCUGUGACUUUGGAGUAUUAAUGGCAGGUGGUGUAUCACAAACUGCUCUUGGAUAUUUGAACAAUGCAGACGACACAUUUGGCGCGCUACAGAUUGCGCAGGCGACAACCAUAUUAGUGGAUCCCGGUGUUAGUGCGGUACUGGCAGUCGUCAUGAAGCUGAUUUCUUCGUCCCAGAAAACCGAGUACGGACUGGAUGUUGAGUGUGCGGAACUCCCUCACCUCAAACGAGUUGUAUUUAUUCAUUCAGUUGAAACUCAGCUUCAAACGGAAACGGAGAUGUUUGUGGAAGACGUACGACCUGCUGAUUUCGCCGUAAUUGUUGAGACCUCUGGCACUUCCGGUGUGUGUAAACAGGUUCCUCACACCCAUAACGCAAUUGUACGUUUCGGGGAACAAAUGUGUUUUCUUAUCGGAGACAAAGGAUCGCCUUUCUACAACGACAGAUUCUUUGGGUGGUUCCCAGGGUAUCCGUGCGUCUACCCCUGCUCGGGAAUAACAAGAGUAGCGCUUGACACUCGAGACAAUAACCUUCCUCCAAUUCUGGACGUUAUCCGCGAGGAAGGUUGUCGUUCCGCUUACCUUGUUCCAAAUGAAAUAGAAGACGUCGUCCAAUCAGGGAUGACACUAGAAACUACGGACAUGCUAGAAGUGGUACUGACAGGGGGUCAACCGAUACUGGGGAACAGCAUGAGGAUCAUAGGAUCACUGACCAAGAAGGUUGCCUGUCGGUACGGAAUGUCGGAGACGAUGUGUAUAUGCCAUCUGUCUGUGGACGACCCUGGGCAGUUCCUUGACCACUGUGUAGGAUUCCCCAUGCCAUCAUAUCACGUUCGGGUUGUGGAUGACAAUGGACGCGAUGCGAGUCCUGGCGUCAAGGGGAGCAUCUUGGUGAAGGGGGAUGGAGUGUUUCAGGGGUACCUUGUUCAUAAUUCCAACCUACAACCUAUCAAUCAGGCGGGUGUGAAAUUGACAGCUGACUGCGAAACAAAAGAGGAAACUAAUAUGGUUGGGAAAUGGUCAGAUGGAGAUCGUUUAAGCCAAGCAGCAUUUACUGACGACGGAUGGUUUCAGACUGACGACAUAGGCUCCUUUGAUUCGGCGGGGAAGUUGUUCGUGGAUGGACGCAGUUCUGAUGCAAUAAUGCAUGGGGAUGAAAUCCUAUACCCUUACUGGUUAGAACAAAUCGCACGACGGUGUCCUGCCGUCCAUGAUGUGGUUAUAGUUCCCGUAAAAGACCCCGUUUUGUUUCAUGAAAUAUGUGCCUGUAUCAAGCCGACUGACGGGUUUCGGGAUCCGUUGUCGGAAAUUCAGAACCUACAUGUCUCUUCAGUUUGCUACUAUACCACACGAAGACUGCAGCAUAAGGCCGAAGUAUUAUCUACUAUUUGACACAUUCCCCAUCAAUAAGAACGGAAAGCCCGACCGGAGGAAGCUUUCUCGCCAGGCCGAGAUCCUGCUUCAUAUAUGAUUGAAAUAGUCUGAAGGAUAA
Messenger RNA from Haliotis rubra (blacklip abalone), 1986 nucleotides. RefSeq names its product 4-coumarate--CoA ligase-like 1. The record is from RefSeq and is a predicted model, not a curated record. Bases 243 to 1886 code for a protein of 547 amino acids. Gene Ontology annotation, molecular function: medium-chain fatty acid-CoA ligase activity. Lineage: Eukaryota; Metazoa; Mollusca; Gastropoda; Lepetellida; Haliotidae. The transcript is spliced from 2 exons. Gene Ontology annotation, biological process: fatty acid metabolic process.